ACGUGUGACGACACACAACCAAACAACGGAGCAGUUUGCAGCAUGACACCGAUGACUGAGCUGUUCUAACAGUUGGUAUAUAACGCGAAGUCGUCCAAGAUACAGCAUCAGUCUACUCCACAGUGCUCUGAUAACCAGUCGACGCUCCAGUGUUUCGCGGUUCGUCAAGAUGAGGCUAGGCGCUACCAUUCCCAACUUCACGGCCAACACCACGCGUGGAUCCAUCAAGUUCCACGAGUGGCAAGGGAACUCUUGGUGCUUGCUGUUUUCACAUCCUGCAGACUUCACACCUGUUUGCACCACGGAGCUGGGACGCAUUGCUGUUCACGACCAUGAGUUUAAGAAGCGAGGAGUUAAGGUUAUAGCUCACUCUUGUGACAAAUUGAAGUCUCACAGUGACUGGGUUGCAGACAUCAAAUCUUACUGCCACGACAUUCCUGGUGACUUUCCAUAUCCCAUCAUCGCAGAUGAGACCCGGGAACUGGCAGUCAAACUGGACAUGAUUGAUGAGGACAACAAAGCUAAUGAGGCAGAAGCCAUGACUGUUCGUGCUCUGUACAUCAUUGGGCCGGAUCACAAGCUCAGGCUGUCCAUGCUGUACCCAGCAUCAACUGGCAGGAAUGUUGACGAAAUUCUUCGAGUGAUUGAUUCCCUGCAGCUCACGGACAGGCUGAAGGUCAUAGCAACUCCUGCAAACUGGACGCCCGGCACGAAGGUGAUGAUCCUACCUCAUGUGAAGGACGAGGAUCUACCCAAGUUGUUCCCCAAGGGCGUGGACAAGGUCACCAUGCCAUCAGGCAUCUCAUAUGUGCGAACCACAACUGAUUACUGAGCCUUUUACUUGGAUUUCGUUUUGUUAUUCUAUACCAUGUAGUGAAAAAUAAUACAUACAUAUGAUGUUAGUUAUGGUCAUAUUAAACAUCAAUGGAGUACUGUAUUAAUAUCAUGUGGGGAUAAAAUAAUGAAUUUGUGUAAAAUUAUCUGUAAUAAAUAUGAAUGCAUUAUUAAUA
Zootermopsis nevadensis is the source of this 1010-nucleotide messenger RNA. RefSeq names its product peroxiredoxin-6. Gene Ontology annotation, biological process: cell redox homeostasis; cellular oxidant detoxification. Gene Ontology annotation, cellular component: mitochondrion; cytosol. Gene Ontology annotation, molecular function: peroxiredoxin activity. The record is from RefSeq and is a predicted model, not a curated record. NCBI's taxonomy places the organism in Eukaryota, Metazoa, Arthropoda, Insecta, Blattodea, Termopsidae.